Molecule: messenger RNA, 513 nt
Organism: Emiliania huxleyi CCMP1516
Lineage: Eukaryota; Haptophyta; Isochrysidales; Noelaerhabdaceae
Exons: 3
Coding region: 1-513 (170 amino acids)
Source: RefSeq, a predicted model, not a curated record
AUGGCAGCGCUGCCUUGGUCCCUGAUCGCUCUCCUGCCGUGGCUUCUGGUGUGGCUCCUUCUCUGGCCUCGCGAAGAGCUUCGCGGCCUCUUUGUGCCCUACGUGAGCAGCACCUCCGCCCAGUGCGGCAAGCUGCUCGGCCGGCGCGGCGAGGAGGCGGAUCGACGCUGGCGAAUCUUGACGGGCCUCAAGCCCCGCAUGCUCAUGGCCCUACACGUCAAUGUCUGGGCCACCGUAUCGGCGCAGCCAUGGUUCAGCCGCGUCGGUUUCUCAGGCAAAAUCUGGGCGUGGAUGCUCUCCUUUGUGGCGGUGCGCGGCGUCUUCGGCUGGUUGCCCCUGGACGCCCAGCACAGGCUGCCGUCCAACCGCUUCCUGCUGCUCCGCUGGGCGGCCGGACGCUUGGCUCGCGACGCGUCGCCGUUCCACCGGCGCCGAUGCCGACCCUCUGGCGCGCUCCUCUCGAGCUCGACCUCGACGAGAGAGAGAGGCGAGCUCUCGCUCGACUUCCUCUAG